GCUCUGCUCCGCAUCAGCGAUGAGACAGCGCAGCUGGAGCUCUGUCCCGGAUCCCGUCCGUGUCUCACCCUCUGACAUCCGAUCAGGAUGGAUCAGAGGAGAUCCGACUUUAGGAACGCUUCAGGUCCCGUCACGUUGUUUGGAGAAUUUACACUGAGCAGCAACCGAAAAGCCCGGUGCUCCGUAAAUCUGACCGAGAAGGACUUCAUCAUCCAGAGGCUCGAUUCGGCACCUGUCAGCUGCCGCAAAGUGGUGCUGAGUCUGAGGGACUGCGUUGGUUCCCGGGCUUACCGGGGGGAUGACGGGGCAGACCCCUCUGCGUACUUUGCUGCCUACUUCUACCCGCUGAAGAAGCGCCGCUGGGUGAAAGCUGCGCCGGCUCGGCAGCGCGUGGAGCAGUGCUUUCGGCUCGCGGCGCUCCAGGACCCGCGCGCUAACCUGGAGGAGGCAGAGAAGUGGGCUCGCGCCGUUCAAGAACGCUCUGCCCGGCAACAGCACCUUAGAGACGGGGCGUUGCUGAGCUCGUUACCUCGUCCAUGCAGGCUGAUGCUGUUUGUCAACCCACAGAGCGGAAAAGGAAAAGCGCUCACCUUGUAUAACAGCCACAUUCAGCCAAUGCUCCAUGAGGCAGGGGUUAUACCUACGCUCAUCAUCACAGAAAGGCAGAACCAUGCCCGGGAGAAAGUGAGAGAAGCUGACCUGUCCCAGUGGGACGCUUUAGUCAUCAUGUCAGGAGACGGACUUCUGCACGAGUUUUCUCUUCUCUCCCUCAGAGUAUCUCAGGUCACCAGCGAGGAGCUCCUGGUCAGCUGCGGCUUCCUGCUCUGUAAAGGACAGGUGUCUCACAUGGACCUGGUCUCCCUCCAUCUGUCCUCCAACCAGCGGCUCUUCUCCUUCCUCUCCCUGGCCUGGGGCUUCGUGGCGGAUGUCGACGUCGAGAGCGAAAAGUAUCGGCACGCCGGAGCCGCCCGGUUCACCGUCGGCACGCUGGUGAGGCUGGCGUCGCUCCGCAUCUACAAGGGCAGGCUGGCCUACCUUCCCGCCAGCAGGGGGAGCAGUACGGACAAAGGGUUGCAGAACGGCGCGGCGGCGUGCUCGACACCGUCCUCUGCCCCCAGGCCACUGGAAGACUCUUUCCCCAACACCUGCCACUCCAACAACUCUCUGAAGCUGAGGAGGUCGGAGGGCAGGUGUCCCCAAAGUGCCCCCAAAGACGUCCACGGCCCGCCCGACAGCCUGCUGCCGCCUCUGGAUCAGCCGCUGCCGUCUGACUGGGUGCUGGUCCCACAGGAAGACUUUGUCCUCAUGCUGGCCAUGUUCCAGUCCCACCUGGCUGAGGACCUUCUGGCCGCGCCCGACGCCCGCCUGGACGACGGCGUCAUUCAUCUCUUCUACGUCACAGCUGGAAUAUCCCGCAAAGCGCUGCUCCGACUCUUCCUAGCUAUGGAGAAGGGCGCACAUCUGGAUACAAACUGCCAGCAGCUGGUUCAUGUGAAGGUGAGGGCGCUCAGGCUGGAGCCCGGCUCAGGCAAAGGGGUGAUAACAGUGGACGGAGAAGUGGUGGACUACGGCCCCAUACAGGCCGAGGUGCACAGAGGCCUGGGGAGGCUGAUCAGCGGAUGAGACGAACCCACGGCAGCUUCCAGGAAGCCGCGUUUCAUCCCAGCUUCAUCUGAAGAUGCUGAUGGAGAUCAGAUUCCCCAGGAGGAUCUCUUUCCAUCACAGAUCAGGCAUCUAGUUCAUGUCUACAAGCAGCAUCUUCUUCGCACUGUUUAGAGUUUGGUCCGCCUUAAAACGAGCAGCUGGAGCAGAAGCUGCAUGAAUGCUCUGGGUGCAUUAAACAGGCUGAAAGAGACCGUCUGCAGGAGUCAGAUCAGUCCUUCUACCGAUAACUAACACCUAGAACACCCACCGACUCAGAGUCUGGCGUAAAGUCGAGCCUCGUUAUAAACUGGAAGCAGAAAAUACAAACUUUUGAUCAUUUUUCUAAAUUUUAAAUCAGAAAAUGAUGGCAGCCUUCUGAGGAUGAUUCUCUCCCUGUUUUGCACAGAGAGACAUUUAUUGUUAGUCAUUAAUAAUUUGGGGUUCAACCAUAACUAGUGUGUUCUUUGUCCUGCAUGGGUGGCUGUAGGGGUGGGCCUGCAGGGGCCAGUGCCCCUAUGGUCUGUUGUCGCCCCUGUGCUGAAAGCAUAAACUUCUAAAAAAAUAUAUAUAUAUAAUUUAAGUCAGUUUUCUUUAAAUAUGUGUCUAUUCCCUUUUUUUAAUCAGGAAGGGAAGAUCUUAUAUCAAGUGUAAAUUAUCUAAUUAUCUUGUUUUGGAGCCAAAAUCCUCCUUUUUCAGAUCAUCUCAGUUAUCGACGCAAAUUAAGGGCAAAUAAACUGAAUGUUACUUAUUUAGAUCAGUUUGCAGUGUAAUAUUAAAUCUGGUUUUUAUUAAAUUUGCUGAUUCAGAGUUUAACUUUAAAAUUUAUUUGAACAAUAGUUUAAACAUUAUAGAAAUUACCGGCAUGUUGCUCCUUAUUAAACUAAAACAUGCGUUCUUCCUCUGUUUUUAUGAAGGAAUUAUUAGGGCCAGGCUAGACUAUAUAGUUGUAAUAUUACAAGGAUAAAUUCAUCAUACAAGAACCCGUUUAGAAAGAAAGCUUGGAGCUCCGCCCAGCAGAUGACGGACGACCAGCUCCACCAAUCAGCAACCAGAGUCCACUUUGUAAUCCACCCAGUUUGAUGCUGCUGCUAAAAGAUCCACAUUCCUCAUUUUAGGGAAGAAAGAGCUUCUAGGAAGAGUUGUCAUAAAAUACAACUUUAUUCUUGGAAUUUUAUGACUUUAUUCUCCAAUACUCCGUAGUUUUUGCCCCUCUGGCAGUAAAUCAACUCUAGAACAUCCACUGCCUCCAUGAGGCUGCUGGUUAAAGGGUGUGAAUCCUUCAGACCUAAACAGUUCCCCUCUGCUCUUUAGAAACCCACACACACCCUUCAUGUUUCAUUGUUCUGAGCCAAACUUUAAAACCAUCUAAAAUAUUAACGAUCCUAUUUAUUUAUUAUUAAACGCUGUCUGAGUGCAGCGCUAAGCUCAAAGCCCAAACAGACAGAAGUG
Messenger RNA from Cyprinodon variegatus (sheepshead minnow), 3093 nucleotides. RefSeq names its product sphingosine kinase 1. The transcript has 4 exons. The record is from RefSeq and is a predicted model, not a curated record. Lineage: Eukaryota; Metazoa; Chordata; Actinopteri; Cyprinodontiformes; Cyprinodontidae. Bases 88 to 1623 code for a protein of 511 amino acids. Gene Ontology annotation, biological process: negative regulation of apoptotic process; cellular response to growth factor stimulus; sphingosine biosynthetic process. Gene Ontology annotation, cellular component: membrane; intracellular membrane-bounded organelle; cytoplasm.